GCGGCUGGGGCAGCAGCAUGCGUCUGGCCGGACCAUGGGCUCCACGCGGGUGACGGCGAAGGAGCUGUGUGAAAAUGACGACCUGGCCACCAGCCUGGUGCUCGACUCCUACCUGGGCUUCAAGACCCACAAGAUGAACGUCAGUCCGCUCCCCGCCAUCCGGAGGCAGCACCACCUGCGGGAGGCGGUGGAGGCGUUUCGCCGGCGCCGGGACCUGGACGCCGCCUACCGCGCCCUCCUGCUGGGCGAAUGGGCCGGCCCCUACUUCAAGAGCCGCAGCCGCCAGCAGGAGACGGCGCUCAAAACCCACAUACUCCGCUACCUCCGCAUCUUCCUCCCAGAGAGCGGCUUCGCGAUCCAGCCGUGCAGCCGCUACUCCCUGGAGACCAACGGCGCCCAGGUGGUGUCCACAAAGUCCUGGGGGAAGAACGACAAGCUGGAGCUGCUGGUGGGCUGCAUCGCGGAGCUGACGGAGCCGGACGAGAGCCUGCUGCGGGCCGGGGAGAACGACUUCAGCAUCAUGUAUUCCACGCGCAAGCAAUGCGCCCAGCUCUGGCUGGGCCCCGCCGCCUUCAUCAACCACGACUGCAGGCCGAACUGCAAGUUCGUCCCGACGGAGGGGAACACGGCCUGCGUCAAGGUGCUCAGGGACAUCGAGCCGGAGGACGAGAUCACCUGCUUCUAUGGCGACGGCUUCUUCGGGGAGAACAACGAACUGUGUGAAUGCCGCACCUGUGAGAGGAAGGGGGAAGGUGCCUUCCGGCUGCGGAAGAAGGACCCCUUGCAAUCUACCUCAGCCCAGAAGAAAUACCUGCUCCGGGAGACGGACGGGCGGCUGCAGCGCUGGAAGGGGCGGGUCUCCAAACAGGCGCAGCAACAGAGCAUGAGGCGGCGGCGCAGGGCCCGGCGCAGGAGGGAGCGUGGCCGCGCUUCCCGGCUCCGAGCUCUAUGCCGUGGGCCGGCCUCCUCUCUCGCGGCUCUGGGCGCCGGCCCGGCGAAGGACCUGCGGAUCUCCCUGCACGACUGCGUGGCCUGCCGGGCCGCGGGGGGAGCCGGCUGUCGGCUGCGGAAGCCGCUCUGGGUCACCCUGCCGUGGUGGCGCCCCAGGGCCGGGCAGCCGGGCCCUGCGCCAGCCGGCACCGUCGUCCUCCGUCGCUCCCUGCGCAGACGCCGCCGGGCGCAGCGGGACGACAGCUGCUGCACGACCGCCGGCCUGGGUGCCCCGCGGCCCACGUCGCCCGGCCCGACCCACGUGGAGCUGGGGGGCAGGCUGCCGAGGGGGCUGGCCGGGCAGGGCUCUGGGGCGGAAUCCCCCCUGGCUGGGGAGCUGCACGGGGUCAGAGCCGCCGGGAGCUGCCUCAGACGGGGCCUGGAGGAGACUCGGCCGUGCGCAAGGCCCUCGGGUGGAGUUCUGGAGCUCCGGGCUGGGGUCACGGGGCCCCCUAGUGGAGCUCUGAAGCUGUGCGCUAGGGACACACAGCUCCGUGCUGGGGACUCAGGGCCCCCUGGUGGAGCGCUGGAGCUCCGGGCCUGGGACUCGGGGCCCCCUGGUGGAGCUCUGGAGCUCUGUGCUGGGGACUCGGGGCCCCCUGGUGGAGCGCUGGAGCUCCGGGCCGGGGACUCGGGGCCCCCUGGUGGAGCGCUGGAGCUCU
Terrapene triunguis (Three-toed box turtle) is the source of this 1652-nucleotide messenger RNA. RefSeq names its product histone-lysine N-methyltransferase KMT5C-like. Gene Ontology annotation, cellular component: nucleus. The annotation marks the transcript as partial. NCBI's taxonomy places the organism in Eukaryota, Metazoa, Chordata, Testudines, Emydidae. The transcript is spliced from 9 exons. The record is from RefSeq and is a predicted model, not a curated record. Gene Ontology annotation, molecular function: histone H4K20 methyltransferase activity; protein binding.